Drosophila ananassae is the source of this 1740-nucleotide messenger RNA. RefSeq names its product adenosine deaminase 2 (gene Adgf-B). Gene Ontology annotation, molecular function: adenosine deaminase activity. Lineage: Eukaryota; Metazoa; Arthropoda; Insecta; Diptera; Drosophilidae. Gene Ontology annotation, biological process: inosine biosynthetic process; adenosine catabolic process. The coding region runs from base 123 to 1706 and encodes 527 amino acids. The transcript is spliced from 2 exons. The record is from RefSeq and is a predicted model, not a curated record.
AUUCCGGCUGACACAUUUCGCAGGGUAAAUAAAUUGUGUAAAUCACAUGUUCGGCAAACGAAAUCCCCUUCCAAAUUGCCCCAUCCAAAUGAAACACUGAGCCAGAGUCGAAGCGGCGCGAAAUGUGGCACGCGAAGGCGCAACCAAUGGCCAGGAUGGGCUUGCGGCCGUUUGCCGCCACCGCGUCUAAGGGGAAAUGCGAAAAGGUGCCCCACGAAACGGUCUCGGUUAGCCGGAGUCUAAGAAAGAUCACCCCGAUGGCGUACUCCAGACUCCGGAGGAUUAUCAACAAGCUGGAGCAACUGCAGAUAAUGGGUCACAAGCUCCGGCUGAACGACAAGGAGCGCCAAGCCAACGAGGUAAUAAUGGCCAUCAAAAACGAUGAGAUCAACCAGGGCAAGCUCGAUCCCACCAAGUUCACCCCGGGUCAGCAUAUUUUUCAGACCUUGACCGCGAUCCGUAAGUCGCCGAUCUUCAAAAUCAUCAAAAAGAUGCCCAAGGGCGGGGUGUUGCACGCCCAUGAUACGGCACUUUGUAGCACAGAGUUCCUGAUCAGUCUCACCUACCGGGAGAACCUGUGGAUUUGCACGGCGGAGAAGGACAAGGCCAUCGCCUUUCGGUUUUCAGUUGAUAAGCCCACCAUGAAGCCCAUGGAUAAAUGCAAGUGGGAGCCCAUGUGCGAGUUGCGGGAGCGGAUGGGCGACGAGGAGGUGAAAAGGUACCUCAGGCGGCGCUUCAGCAUGUAUCCCUUCUCCAAGUUCAUCUCCAAUAAUCAGGCUUGGGCUCACUUUAUGGGAAUUUUUAUACUGCUUGACGGGUUACUGUGCCACGCUCCCAUUUGGGGGGACUAUUAUUACAACGCUCUCAAGGAGUUUGCCGAGGAUGGCGUCCAGUAUCUGGAGCUGAGGUCCUUGCUGCCGCCACUCUAUUGCAUGGGCGAGGAAAUGCUGACGAUCAGGGACACGGUGGCCAUCUACAAGUCCGAAUUGGAGCGAUUUAUGGCCGAUCAUCCAGACUUCAUUGGCUCCAAGUUGAUCUACGCCCCGUUAAGAGGCGUGGAGCCCAAAGUGGUGGAGGGUUAUGUUAAAACUGCCACGGAACUCAAUAAAGAAUUCCCGGACUUUAUGAUCGGCUUUGAUUUGGUGGGUCAAGAGGAGCUGGGAAGACCGCUAAUCGAUUUUGUAGAAAACUUGCUAAAGAUGCCAGAACAGAUCAAGUUCUUCUUCCAUGCGGGAGAAACAAACUGGUUUGGAUCGCCCAUCGAUGAGAACCUCACGGAUGCCAUUAUGCUGGGCACCAAGCGGAUAGGCCACGGAUACGCCAUAACGAAGCACCCGGUAUCCAUGGGAUUGGCCCGCUUCCUGGACAUUGCCAUCGAGGUGUGCCCCGUUUCCAAUCAGGUGCUGCAACUGGGUGUAGACUACCGGAACCAUCCGGCGGCCCUGCUCUUGGCCUCCAAUGUGCCCAUUGUGAUCUCCUCAGACGACCCGUCGUUUUGGCGAUGCGCCCCGCUGUCCCACGACUUCUACUUCGCCUUCCUGGGCAUUGCGCCGGUGGGAGCGGAUUUGAGGUUCCUCAAGUGCCUGGCCAUGAACUCAUUGCGGUACAGUGCCCUGGAGGGCGAAGAGAAAAAAGUUGCCUUUGCCAAGUGGCAGAAGUCGUGGGAUAAGUGGAUCGACGACCUUGUCUCCGAGAAGGGAUGUUAAAAUUAAAAGUCCUUGGUUUUUGGUUUUUAUGGUA